AUGGGGUUCUCUGAAUCAAGGCAUGGAUGCAAGAAGCACCCAGAUCACCAAGGAAACCAAGGGGUUUUCCCAUCGUGUCUAAGGGAAAGAUUAUCUCGUCUUUGUUCAUCAUCUUCUUCGUACAAAGAAUCUAUUAAUUCAAGAGUCUCUCCUUCACUGCCUUUUUCUCCGGCAGACCAAAACCCUUGGCCUUCAUCCUCUUUCAGGGCCACUUCAAAUGGUUUUAAGAAGAGUAAGUCCCUUGCUUUUGUAGCAAGAGAUUUCGAUGGCGAAUUUAACAAUGGGAAGAAAAAGGAGAAGAAAGGAUUUUGGUCAAAGUUGGUUGGCUUCAAGAGGAGGAAGGAUUUUCUUACGCAUUCAUCCAGUAUGAGGUUUAUUAUUGGAAGAGCGAAUUGA
Molecule: messenger RNA, 396 nt
Organism: Hibiscus syriacus
Lineage: Eukaryota; Viridiplantae; Streptophyta; Magnoliopsida; Malvales; Malvaceae
Exons: 1
Coding region: 1-396 (131 amino acids)
Source: RefSeq, a predicted model, not a curated record